Messenger RNA from Sciurus carolinensis (gray squirrel), 3454 nucleotides. RefSeq names its product RAP2B, member of RAS oncogene family (gene Rap2b). Gene Ontology annotation, biological process: Rap protein signal transduction; negative regulation of cell migration. Gene Ontology annotation, cellular component: plasma membrane. The transcript has a single exon. The record is from RefSeq and is a predicted model, not a curated record. Bases 1146 to 1697 code for a protein of 183 amino acids. Lineage: Eukaryota; Metazoa; Chordata; Mammalia; Rodentia; Sciuridae. Gene Ontology annotation, molecular function: GTP binding; GDP binding; GTPase activity.
AUGGGGCCCGUUUUUCCGGGUUUUGGCCACUGCAGUGUGUGUAGGUGGGUGGGACCCGCCGAUCGAGGGUGGGACUCGGAGCCGCCCCAACCCUGCCUGAAGGCAGCCCCGGGCGCCCUUGGCUGCCCUGUCCCGAGUCAGGACGGUGUCUCCGGCCGCAUUCCUCCCGUUUUCUUUGUUCGGGGGCCGCAGUGCAGGAACUGACGGCCAGCUUCGGCGGGGAGCGCUCCUCCGGCCCACGGUGUAGACAGCGCUGCGCAGUGGCAGUGGCUUCCGCCGCCCGAGACGUGCAGCGGCCUGAGGCUCUGCGAGUCGCGUUACGGGCUUUUGAAAACUGGGGCUGUCAAGAGCAAGAACCCUGCAUCCCAGGGGCGCACAGCCCAGAGUCAUAAAGGAAGGCGGCUUCCAUCCUCCGGUCCGAGCGUCCCCGGCUCCUCUUACACGCACACAACACCUCUUCUUAGAGCGCACACUCCUCCAGUUCCUGGACUCGCUCCCUCCCGAAUCCGCUUCCCGGGACUCCAAUCGAGAGCCCCGCCCCCAGCCCCGCCUCCGCCCGACCCAGCAGAAAACCGGGCGCGGAAGUCGGGCGGGCGGCGGGCGGCGCACUGGGCAUGCUCGCCCGCGCGGGGAGGGCCGGGCUGCGCGCGGCGAGUAGGAAGCCCUCGCCCCACGGAGGCUGCAGGAGAGAGCGCGAUGGGCCUCGGCGGUGGGCGCCUGUUCCGCGGGGACUCAUGCCUCGCGUGGCCCGGCCCGACGCGCAAUUAGCAGCCGCCUCUGCAGCCCGCCGCCGCCGCCUCCCCGCCCUCCCGGGCUGCCGCGGCGAGGAACUCCAGCCGUCGCCUCGCUCAGCUGCCGGCAUUGUCCUCCCGUCCGCCGCCAGGACUGCCGCCGCCGCCGCGGACUGCUGCGGGGCCCGGGACCCGCGCCCCGCGCCCCAGGGACGCGCCGCCGCCUCAGGCCGGCCGGGAGCCGGUCCCCGCUGGCCGAUCUCUGCGCCCUGCGCCCCGCGCCCCGGGCCGCGCUCUCCUGGGUUUUUCCUGCGGAGCUGAGGAAGGGGAGAAGUCCAGCCGCCAAGCCCAGCCUUCGGAGGCGCGCAGCCCCGACGGGGCCGCGGCAGGCGUGGUGAGAGCGCCGACGGAGCCAUGAGAGAGUACAAAGUGGUGGUGCUGGGCUCGGGCGGCGUGGGCAAGUCCGCGCUCACCGUGCAGUUUGUGACCGGCUCCUUCAUCGAGAAGUACGACCCCACCAUCGAGGACUUCUACCGCAAGGAGAUCGAGGUGGACUCGUCGCCGUCGGUGCUGGAGAUCCUGGACACGGCGGGCACCGAGCAGUUCGCGUCCAUGCGGGACCUGUACAUCAAGAACGGCCAGGGCUUCAUCCUCGUCUACAGCCUGGUGAACCAGCAGAGCUUCCAGGACAUCAAGCCUAUGCGGGACCAGAUCAUCCGCGUGAAGCGGUACGAGCGCGUGCCCAUGAUCCUGGUGGGCAACAAGGUGGACCUGGAGGGCGAACGCGAGGUCUCUUACGGCGAGGGCAAGGCCCUGGCCGAGGAGUGGAGCUGCCCCUUUAUGGAGACAUCGGCCAAAAACAAAGCCUCGGUGGAUGAGCUCUUCGCCGAGAUCGUGCGGCAGAUGAACUACGCGGCUCAGCCCAACGGCGACGAGGGCUGCUGCUCGGCCUGCGUGAUCCUCUGAGGCGCCCGCGCCGCCGGGCGCCGGCCUCGCUCUGCGCACAAAAGCCAAACGCAUCCGACUCUCUAAAUGUGAUUUCUGUUCUUGCUUUGAGAUUGGAGACGACUUUGCAUUGGCCAGGGCGUCCCGGGAGCCCGGCUGGCUUCCGGGGCCCGCAUCCCCUGCCUUUGCCCCGUGUCCGAGGGGCGUCCCGUCCUGACCAUCCGAGACCCUGGUGGAAAUGUGGCUCUUUGCAGCAUGUACGUUCCUCAUUGAUUUUGAUUGACGCAUAUUUCCCCGUUUUAAGUAGCCGUUAGGGUGCUGUAUUGGCAGCUUGACACCCGGCAAGCAAAAGUUUCAGCCUGGAAAUAAAUGGGGGUGGGGCGGGGGAGGAAGUGGAGGGGAGACGGUGGAAGGGGAGAUCUUCUCUCUCUCUUUCUCCCCCUCCCUCGCUCCCUCUCUCUCUUUUGUUAACAACUGUUUUCUAGUUCCGAGUUUUAAAUACAUGGAAGGAAGUCCGGGCAACCCAUAUGAAGGAGCAGGAGGAGAGGAAGAAACGCUUGUUUUUUCCUUGUUUUCCAGGAGUAGCUGGAAAUUAAGAUCGGGUUCCUUUCCUGCCAGCUUGGAAGGGCUACCCCUCGUGACUGAUUGUGAUUCUGAGGAUGUCUAUGCAAAGUUGGAUUCUUGUUACAUUGUAUCCAAUCUGAAGUAUUGCACAUCUGAACUGGGACUGUUAACACUGAUGCCAAUACAGUGUGGGGUGCCAGAAAGUGUCUGCUGAUAUUUGUGGAAAAAAAAAAAUCUAUUUUGUUUACCUACUGUAUCAAAGGGGAGCCUUGGGAGAAUGGUAGUAUUUUUUUUUAUCAGCUGUGAAAAAAAAAAUGUUACAGAUCCUGCACAUUUUUGUGUGUACUAUUGUGUGUGUGUGUUUUAAGUUUAGCUUUUUUUUUUUUUUUUUUUCAAAUUUUGGUUGGCAGCAACAGAUUUUAAUGACUAGCUUUUAAAAAUAUAAUACAAAGACUUUGUAAAUGUGAUUCAGGGCCCCCAGCACCCCUGUGUCUGCAGAGUGCCUUCAAAACUCAGCUGUUCCAGCCGGUGCCAACCUGUGAACUUCCCACCAGUCCCAGAAUCUGCUCUUCCCCAAACCACUUACCAGUUUCCUUUCAGUAAUCUUCCUGAAGGAGCCAGGACAAUAGGGCCUGUUGUUCAGUGAAUUUCUUUAUUAUUUUCAGCCUUUAAAGUGUAAUGUCUAUGUCUGCAAUGGAUUAUUCCCUGCCCCCCCCCUUUUAUUUUUUUGCUUCAUUUUGUUCAAAUUUCAGGUAUUUAGCUCCCCUUACAUAUUAUUUUUGAAAUGUUUUGAUUAUCUGUUUUAGGGUGUUCCUUCUGAAGCAAAGAGCAAAAUUUCACUGUUAUGAUGUACCAAGCUCUAAUUGUAAUUUUUAAUUCCACUCGUUUAAUCAUUGUCUCUUCAUUUUAAGACUUUUAAUACAAAUGUCAUUUUUAAAGAAACAAACCCAAAAGUAUUGUUUGUGUUUCUGUGUUUCAUAUUCUGUGAUGUACAGUAUCAGUGAGAAUGCAGAAGACUGGCUGAGGUGGACAGGGGCAGGCAGGUGCAGGAAGCCCUCAAGAGUUGUCAGAUUGACAACAGAUGUGUUUCUGUGACGAGUUGGGUGUGACAUUCCUUCCAACUUCUUAAAUGUGGAGGAAGUCCUCGGGCCUAGGAAGCCCUGGCCAUGCCUUCUGACUGAAGGGUGAGGAGGCAUUUUGGUGCUGUUCUGAGA